Molecule: messenger RNA, 1214 nt
Organism: Macrobrachium nipponense
Lineage: Eukaryota; Metazoa; Arthropoda; Malacostraca; Decapoda; Palaemonidae
Product: developmentally-regulated GTP-binding protein 2-like
Exons: 9
Coding region: 1-1044 (347 amino acids)
Biological process (GO): cytoplasmic translation
Cellular component (GO): cytoplasm
Molecular function (GO): GTP binding; GTPase activity
Source: RefSeq, a predicted model, not a curated record
AUGACAGCAGCUACUGAAUAUCACUUGGGCGUGUUGAAAGCAAAACUUGCAAAAUACAGAACGCAGCUUUUAGAACCUCAAGGGAAGAAAGGUGAUAAAGGAGAUGGCUUUGAUGUCAUGAAAAGUGGAGAUGCCCGAGUUGCACUCAUUGGUUUUCCUUCAGUUGGUAAGUCAACAUUGUUGAGCACAUUAACCAACACUCAGAGUGUAGCAGCGUCAUAUGAAUUCACUACGUUGACGUGUAUUCCUGGUGUUAUUGACUAUAAGGGAGCCAACAUUCAGUUGCUUGAUUUACCAGGUAUCAUUGAAGGAGCUUCACAAGGCAAAGGUCGAGGAAGGCAGGUUAUUGCUGUUGCAAGAACUGCAGAUCUUGUCAUCAUGAUGGUAGAUGCCACAAAGGGAGAGAUCCAAAAGGAAUUACUUACAGCUGAAUUGGAGGCUGUGGGUAUUAGGCUAAACAAAAAUAAACCAGGAAUCUACUUUAAGCAAAAAAAAGCUGGUGGAAUCAAAUUUAAUGCAACCUGCCCUCUCACCAAAAUUGAUGAAAAGAUGGUGCAGAUGAUCCUGCAUGAAUAUAAAAUAUUCAAUGCUGAGGUUAUAUUUAGAGAAGACUGUGCAGCUGACGAGCUCAUUGACGUUAUAUCAGCGAAUCGAGUGUAUAUGCCAUGUUUGUAUGUGUACAAUAAGAUUGAUCAAGUUUCUAUUGAGGAAGUAGACAGAAUUGCUCGACAACCAAAUUGCGUAGUUGUUAGCUGUAAUAUGAAAUUGAACUUGGAUUAUCUUUUGGAAAGAACUUGGGAAGAACUCUCUCUCCUUCGGAUAUAUACAAAGAAGCCUGGUAGAGCUCCGGACUUCUCAGACCCAAUUAUUUUAAGAGGCGGUGCUAGUGUGGAACAUGUGUGCCAUUCCAUUCACCGAUCUAUUGCUGCAGUUUUUAAAUAUGCGCUUGUUUGGGGGAAAAGUACAAAAUUUAAUCCUCAAAGAGUUGGUAUACAUCAUACAAUGUGCGACGAAGAUGUAAUCCAGAUCAUUACCAAGAAGUAGUUUUAUUUUAUUAUAAUAGCCUAACAAACAAUGUCUGAUAGAUUGCCUUUCAUCCUCGCAUUAUAUCAUCCCAUCAUCAUCGCCAUUGUCAUGUUUUGAAUUGUAAUUUUGUAAGUGGUUUUAUUUGAAUGACAAGGACUGUUUUAGAUUCUUCGUACAUUUCUUGAAUA